Melanotaenia boesemani (Boeseman's rainbowfish) is the source of this 5341-nucleotide messenger RNA. It is a transcript of the gene grin3a, whose product is annotated as glutamate receptor, ionotropic, N-methyl-D-aspartate 3A. The transcript has 10 exons. The record is from RefSeq and is a predicted model, not a curated record. Gene Ontology annotation, molecular function: NMDA glutamate receptor activity; transmitter-gated monoatomic ion channel activity involved in regulation of postsynaptic membrane potential. Gene Ontology annotation, biological process: modulation of chemical synaptic transmission; synaptic transmission, glutamatergic; ionotropic glutamate receptor signaling pathway. Gene Ontology annotation, cellular component: plasma membrane; postsynaptic membrane. Bases 380 to 4093 code for a protein of 1237 amino acids. NCBI's taxonomy places the organism in Eukaryota, Metazoa, Chordata, Actinopteri, Atheriniformes, Melanotaeniidae.
UUGUCUAUACUCUGAUUUAUUUUUUCUGCCUGUAGAAUAUGUGGAAAAAAAAUCUACCGUUUGAUUUCUCAAACUGGUUAGUAAUCAACUGGCUUGAAUGAUGAAAAUCCUUUGAGAUGAAAAGCAGCACUUUUAGUGAUCAUCUUUUUGCUUAUGCGCGGCUCGUGCCUAAUUUGGCGCGUCAACAGCCUGUUGUCUGUGUCAGAGGAGAAACGCACAACUUCAACGCGAGCUGGAGCCGGAGCGGGAGUGGGGGCUGCAGCUGGUCUGAGCGGCUCUCUAGGGCCAAAGGCGGGGGGGCAGCAGGGGGACCGGAGCUGCCCCGCUGUUCGGCUGUUGGGUGGUUGGAUAGGGGAUCUGGCGCAAUUGUGGAGCGGGGAUGAUGAAGUCGGUGGUAAUGUAUGGCCCGGCAGCUCGACCAGGUUCCUGGGUCUUGCCACCACUGUGUUUACUACUGUGCGCUCUCCUUUUUUUCCCGCCUUGCGCUCACUCACACCCGCAACCGUGCCAGGUGCUGAAAAGAAUCGGCCAUACGGUUCGCGUGGGGGCUUUACACGUUCAGCCUCGUUUACUGUCCGCAGCUGCUGGCAGCGGUUCCGAGGACUGGGACGACGUGGGAGCUUUAACUGGAGAACAACAGCUGGAGUUGGAAAAGCAGGGUAAAAUAAGUGCCAGUGCGCCUGGAUAUGGAAACCUCAGGACUAGAGUCACCGCUACUCAGCGGGGCGUCAACAGGAGUAAAAGCCAGGCGCGACAACGAGAGGUAAACACCUUGAAAGAGGAUCCCUUGUUUUCACCCCGAGACUCGGUCCUGCUGGCGGUAGAGGCUCUGAACCGGGCCGGAUUACUACCUUACAAUUUGUCUCUGGAGCUUGUCAUGGCAGUUGGAUCUGCGCUCGGCGAGUUGCCCGCGUUCUCAUACUCCUCUACGGGCAUUCCCGAGGACGAGGACCCGUUGUCCUUUCUGGAGAGCGUGUGUCACACAGUGGUCGUACAGGGGGUUUCCGCCAUGAUCGCCUUUCCACGGAACCGGGACGAGCUCGUCAAGUUGGAUUUCAUUUCAAUUGCGCUUCAGGUGCCAGUAGUCAGCGUUGUGCAGAGGGAGUUUUCGCGUCACAGUGAGAAUCCUCUUCAUUUCCAAAUGGCAUUGCAGACCGUGGAGGCUCCACCUUCCCAUCUCCUCUACUAUCUGCUGAUGAUGAAUGGCUGGUGGGACAUCAACAUUCUGCUUUGUCAGGAGUGGAACAUCAGCAACUUUAUUGUCCUCAUCAAGAACAAUACCCGCUUUCACCUGGGCACUCUUGUCAACCUGACCUCAACACUGUCACCAUCUUCAACUUCAUUAUCAUCCUCAGCAGGGACAUCAGGUAAUCCAGUGGAAGCAGAAGAAUCACCUUCUUCCGCAUCACCUUCCUCUGCUUCAUCUUCUUCAUCCACUUUCUCUUCUAAGUCAGACCAGCAGCAAGCUCUUAUGCGGCAGCUAGAAACACUGAAAAAACCCUCAUCAAAGACAGGACUGGUGACGUUUGGGUGCGAUAUCCGUGAAGUGCGCCGUUUAUGGACAUUAGCUACUCGGAUGACAUUCCCGGAGUUUCACUGGAUCUUGGGGGACAGCCAGAAUGUGGCUGAGCUGAGAACAGAAGGGUUACCCCUGGGGCUUCUGGCCCAUGGAGUCAUGGGAUCUCCUUCUCUGGAUCAUUAUGUGCAAGACUCCUUGGAGCUGGUAGCGCGAGCAGUGGGCAGUGCAGCCCAGGAAAAUCCUGCUAUGGCACUUAUACCUGGAACUACCAACUGCAUGGAUGCACAACAGAGCAACGGCAGCUCAGGGGAAUACUUGGCAAGAUUUCUGGCCAACACUUCAUUUGAAGGCCAAAGUGGUUUUAUAGCCAAGGAAAGUCACAGUCAGAACAUCAUCUCAGAGGCCCAUCAUUACAUCUGGUCCCUCCAGCUGGACCCCUUAGGCCAGCCAACCUGGACCCGCUUGGGACGCUGGCGCAGAGGGAGAGUUCUGAUGGACCAGCGGGCCUGGCCAAGUCAUCCAGGGUCUGGAGGCGGAGGAGACUGGCGUCGAUCCACGAGAUUGCACAUGAGAGUGGUGACACUGGUGGAGCACCCAUUUGUAUUUACCCGUGAAGUGGACGGGGAUGGGAUGUGUCCUGCAGGGCAGCUGUGUUUGGAUCCACUCACCAAUGAAUCUUCAGUUUUGGAAGGACUUUUCCAGAAUCUUGGAGGACCUAAUGGAUCUGUUCCCACAAACUUAAAAAAAUGUUGCUAUGGUUACUGCAUUGAUCUGUUGGAGAAGCUGGCAGAGGACUUAGGCUUUAGUUUUGACCUCUAUAUUGUUGGCGAUGGAAAGUAUGGGGGCUUCAAGAACGGUCGCUGGACAGGAUUGGUCGGUGAUUUGCUAAGUGGUGCAGCUCACCUGGCAGUAACAUCUUUUAGCAUUAAUUCAGCCCGGAGCCAAGUGAUUGACUUCACCUCACCCUUCUUCUCUACCAGCCUGGGAAUUCUGGUUCGUACUCGUGACACAGCUGCACCCAUCGGAGCCUUCAUGUGGCCUCUCCACUGGUCCAUGUGGCUCGGUAUCUUUGUCUCCCUCCAUGUCACUGCUGUCUUCCUCACCUUGUACGAGUGGCACAGCCCGUUUGGAAUGACACCACGUGGACGUAACCGGGACCGAGUAUUCUCUUUCUCUUCAGCUCUUAACGUCUGCUACGCUAUUCUCUUUGGGAGAACGGUGGCCAUCAAGCCCCCAAAGUGCUGGACUGGGCGUCUGCUGAUGAACCUUUGGGCCAUCUUCUGUCUGUUCUGUCUGUCCACGUACACUGCUAACCUGGCUGCUGUCAUGGUUGGGGAGAAAACCUAUGAGCAGCUGUCAGGGAUACAUGAUCCAAAGCUGCACCAUCCCUCUCAGGGGUUCCGUUUUGCUACAGUGAGAGAGAGCAGCGCAGAGGACUACGUCAAGAAGAGUUUCCCCGAGAUGCACGAGUACAUGAGAAGAUACAACGUCCCGGCAACUCCAGAUGGCAUACAUAAUCUUAAAGCCGACCCCCAGAAACUGGAUGCAUUCAUCAUGGACAAAGCUCUGCUGGACUAUGAGGUCUCCAUAGAUGCAGACUGUAAAACACUAACAGUUGGAAAACCCUUUGCAAUAGAAGGGUAUGGCAUUGGUCUCCCUCAGAACUCUCCGCUCACCUCCAACUUCUCAGAGCUUGUUAGCCAGUACAAGUCAGAUGGCUUCAUGGACAUGCUGCAUGACAAAUGGUACAAAGUUGUGCCCUGCGGGAAGCGCAGUUUUGCCGUGACUGAGACUCUUCAGAUGGGUAUAAAGCAUUUCUCUGGUCUUUUUGUGAUGCUGUGUGUUGGUGUGGCCUUAUCUCUUCUAACCACAAUAGCAGAGCACAUUGUGUACAAGCUGGUGAUCCCAAGGGUCAAAGAGCCCCGCUAUAAAUAUUGGCUGCACACAAGUCAGAGAUUACACCGAGCCCUCAACUCAGUCUUCACAGAUGACAAACUAGCAACUGUUGCCAAGCCUGAGAAAAGGUGCAAUGAGGGAAACAACCAGUCAGCCUCUUGGAAUCUGGCAGAAUCCUCUCUCUGCAACAGGCGAAGGUUCCUUCCACAAGAUGUGCAAAAUGACCUGGAACGUCCAUCGUCACAGGAUCUUCCACCUCCACCACCCCCUUCUCCUCUUCGUCAUCCCCAUACUCUUCCCCUGCUGGAGAAACACCUGCCCAAAGUGACCACCUCUAAUGGUCGCUCUGAUCUAUUAGGGAGGAGCUUGAGCCAAGGAGGGUCUGGACAGGGCAUUAUACAGUGUCGGGGUAUAGGAGUGGGCGACUGCAGUCAGGGCCUGGGUGUGGGCCGGAAUCCGCUGGUUCAGGAACUGUCAGAACUGGAGAGUCAAAUCCUUGUAAUCAAGCAGCAGCUGCAGUCAGCCAUGAGACGAAAGAGAGAGCUUGAACAGUACCAAUCAGAAAACCAGCAAGCAAACCAGACUGCACCUAGUCAGCCCACUACACACCAGUUUGCUCAGUAUGCCCAAUCCCACCAGCAGACUAACCAACACACAAACACUCUCCCAGACUUCUGAACCUUGCCUCCUCUGUUUUGUCCAGAGAAACCUUGUUAGCCCCCAAAACCUCUAGGUUCUGGAUAACGGUCCUUUCCUGAGUUCUGGAGUUGGAACACACAGACUUCUGGUAGCAAGAUCCUCCUUUAGACUCAGAAGUUCCCAUGAAUGCUGGACUAACAUGUCCACUUGGGACCAGAUCAUGCUCUAUGGCUCUAACUGGGAUUUUCCUGUGUGCUGGACAAGGGUGAACUAGAACUCUUGAGCCAAAUUUGUUUUGGGACCCCCACUAGCUUGUUGUGUCACUGAAGAGCUGUGCAUCCUCUCAAUCUCCAUUUCACUUCUCUUCUAUCCCUCCAGCUUUUUUUUCUUUUUCCAACUUUCAUUUUCUGCUUAUUAUUUUCUAUUGUCCCUUUCAUACCUUCCCACUAAGCGCUGUCUCUUUGAUGCAUUUGCUUGCCAUAUUGAUAAGCUUGAUCAUAGGUAUGAUGACUCUUUGGUAUUUAAUGGGCUAAUUCAAUGAGUUUUCAGAGAUUCCCCAACAGUGUAUGAUGACCUUUGGUUGAACCCACCCAGUUAACUCUUUAUGUCUUGCUGAAACCUUGUACCUUUCAGACAUACAGCUGCUGGCGAUUGGUUGAUAGUAUCACUGGUGAUGUAAUGUUUCUGGCCCCAGGCAGUGCAUUUACUUUGGCUCUGGCCAUUUUCUCUAAGAAGUAUGUUCAACUUUGAUGGGGCUGUUGUUGAAAAAAAAUCAAUGAAAAAAAAAAAAAAAGGUAUUGUCCAAAGCUUUCACAAGACAUCUUCAUAAAGCAGGCCCAGUUGGCAUCUUGUAAUGGACAAUACACAACCCUACUAAUGGAUCACUGUAUAAUGUUGUCCUGCACUUCACUGAAAUACUCCCUUUUUAUUGAAGAAAGCCACAGUUUCACCUGUCAGAGUCCUGAGUUUUUCUCUACAGGCGUUUCAUUGUGGCUUCACAACAGUCGAGUUGAUACAUGGAGUGAUAAUAAACCCAAGAUUUCUUUCUUUUGUUAAGUUUUGAUCCAAAAAGUUUUUUCUUACCCAUCUUUCUGAAUGAAAACAUAAUGGUGCUCUAUAUCAAACAUAGCAGUACCAUUGAUUUAUAAGUACAAAUUCAUUAUACAUAAACCACUGGUCUGUGUCUGACAUGUUACUAUGAGUCACAUUUACAGCUAACAGUUCCUCUUUGAUGAGUACUGUUUUCUUGCAUCAUUUCUGUUUUGGUUCUGUUAUUAAAAAUGUACC